This is a messenger RNA of Gymnodraco acuticeps, 2714 nucleotides long. It is a transcript of the gene mlip, whose product is annotated as muscular LMNA-interacting protein. Gene Ontology annotation, molecular function: lamin binding; transcription corepressor activity. Gene Ontology annotation, biological process: negative regulation of transcription by RNA polymerase II. Lineage: Eukaryota; Metazoa; Chordata; Actinopteri; Perciformes; Bathydraconidae. Gene Ontology annotation, cellular component: sarcolemma; PML body; nuclear envelope. The transcript is spliced from 10 exons. Bases 48 to 2429 code for a protein of 793 amino acids. The record is from RefSeq and is a predicted model, not a curated record.
CCUGUCAGAACUUUACUGUGUCCCAUGAGAAGACAACUGGGGAGACCAUGUUGCAGAGGGACAUUUUCAAAGUCUUUAUCAAAGACUCCACGGAGGGAGGAGCAGGGACAAAACUACGACCUGCACUGGGUCACAUGAGCACCUCUCAACCUGAAGCCUCUGCGUCAGUCAGUGUUCCCUCUGAAAAUACCACCAACCCCGUCGCUGCCUCUAUGGAAACAGCUGUUGAUCAACACAGGGACAUUUCCCAGCGGCAUUAUGGCAGUACCUCUGGACUUGCUGAGGUUAGCUCGGGUUUCUUUGCAAAUAUAGCGUCUGUGUCAGAAGACAGAAUGAGCCCAACCAACUCGGCAGACCUGUUCCCCACCCUGGCUUCAUCCAGAGAGUCCAUCCUCUCCGAGGGCUCGGACAGAGAGAAGAGCUGGUCGGCCAUGGAGCUUUCCUCUCUCACCUCUCCAUUCUCUCUCAGCCGCACUGUAUCUCCCUGCUCAUCUGUCCGCUCGGGCACUUUCACACCUAGUGUCAUUCAGAUAAAGAGACACUUUCUUGCUCCUGGCUCUAGUCUGAUCCACACCCCUUGUUUUUCAUCCUGCGAGAGCCUCUCCUCCUCCGUGGGUCCCCAGUCCCCUCCUCCUCCUCCCCGGCACCGGCCUCCUCUCACCCGACUCUCCCUCCUCACUGCCAUCCUGAGAAAAGGCCGUCUUCCUAUCCUGUCCCCUGCUCUGCAGAGGCCUUACACCCCCUGCUGGCCUAUUAACCCUGUGACCCUGUCUUUCUGUAAUGCAUGCGCAGCGGCCUCCAGUGUGGCCUCUAUUCCCCUUAAGUUUUCAUCUCGGUUCUCUUCAUCAGCGUCUAUAGAUAGUCAGAGCCACGUUCACCGGGAGCCUAAUAGAUGUGCCACGGCUCCACCACCUGUGAAGUCGAAUGAGCCCAGCGGAACAUGCUUUCAUACUGAGGCGGAAACACGCUCUGAGAAAAUGUGUACUAGUAGUGCGCCUAGAUGGCAGCAGGUUAUUUCACCCCCUGGAGUGAAGAGCGUGCUGCCUCGAGCUCCUCCAUUAUUUUGCUCAAAUUUCAAAUCUGUUCCUCCCUUAAAGCAUGAAGACAUAAACCAAAAGCUGCAACACACACACAGGUCUAUUUCCAAGUCGCCUGAGAUGAAACCCAUCAACACUCAAAUGUACCUCAAGGGCCCUUCAGACCAGAACCUGAAAACACGAAUCUCCCCAUCCCCUAAAGUUAAUAAUGAGCUAGAGACCUAUGCACCCCAGCAAUGGAAUCCUCCACCAAAUUCAUCUCCCUCAAAGCUUCACUCGCUCUCUCGACAACUGAUAUCCCCUCCUCUCGUUCAGCCUUCACAAUCACGAUCAGACAGUGUCGAAAUGUUCUGUGACAGAGCAUCACCACCUGCACAAAACACCACAGAUUGGUGUGAGCCAGGAAGAACCUACCCUGAUUCUAAAAGUGCCACAACCUCUUCAAUUCGUUUUCACAGAGCUCACUGUCUGUCUCCUUCCCGCUACACAGCCAUGGCUUUUCCUGGAUGGCUGCCACCCACAAGCACCCCCACGCCUACGCCCUCCCCUGCUCCACCAAUCAGAGACUUCACCCCGUCACCUUCUCUCUCCAUGCGCUCCACGCCCUCCCCGAGGCCAGGGAGUGCUAUAUCCGACUGCAGUGACAGAGAGGGUAAAAAAAGAAAGACACACAGAAUUAAGUUAAGCUACAAAUCGCUCGCUGCAAUUCCCUCAAACACCCUUCUGUUGGAUCAACAGGCAAUAGACGAGCAGGUGGAGAGAGAAGAGAGUCCAUGUGACAGGCUGAAUGUGGUAGAUACAAUUGAGAGAGGUGUUGCAGACACCCACGCUGAGAUGUGCUCACCCGCUGAGCUCCGGCAGCAGUCCGAGGAACUCUAUGCCGUUAUUGAUGAGAUAUUGGCGGACUCCAUUCCAGCAAGCAAAACAUCCCGGUCAUCGACUAAUAAUGUGGGUCUGCAGCAGAACAACUCAUCAUUUACAAAAACCCUGGGACGUGAAACCAAAUAUGCCUCUGUUUGCAGCUUGCACCCAUCAACUGGUGUGGAUAGAAAGCUGAUCAAUCCUAAAAAGACGAAUCCCGGGGUUAUUCGCCCGAUGACGGCGAUCCCAAGUCUGACAGUCGAUGAUGAAGAACAUUUUCAUCCAAACCCUUUCAGUCCAUUUGCCGUCAAGCAGACCUCCUCUGCCAACAAAAAGAUGGGAAGAAUGAAUCUUGCAGAUGCAGGAACAGAUUUGUACUCAAGAUCAAAAGGCCAAAAGAGAGGUCCAUUCUCGGUCUGUGAGCUGCAGAUUAAAGAGCCUGAAGACCAGAUGAGUCCACUUGUUAAAGCUGCCUCAACGUCUUUCAGUCCAAGAGAAGGGCGUAUGGAAGCUCACGAGACUCAUAUUUGAACCAUUAUCACUAAAGCACCAAAAGUUGAACAAGCCUUAAACUAAGCUACGCACGUCAUGUUUCCAAAUAUACAGUUAACAUUGAUAAAUGAUGGCAGAUUUACAACUCAAAAUGUGUUUUCUACUUCGUAAAACUAUGGCCUAGUGUCAGACCAAAGUAGACUCCACUUCUAUAUGCAAAAUGGAUUACUGUUCUGCUUUCUGUUCUUAAAGGUCACCUAUUAUUUAAAAUCCUCUUCUUCAUGUCUCUUCUACAUCAACAUGUGUCCCCUCUGUGUAAAGAGA